CACACUUCACCAAGAUUCACCAUGCUCAUUAAAGAGUACCGCAUCCCCAUGCCCAUGAGUGUGGAGGAGUAUCGCAUCGCCCAGCUCUACAUGAUCCAGAAAAAGAGCAGAGAGGAGAGCUGCGGUGAAGGUAGUGGUGUGGAGAUCCUCGAGAACAAGCCUUACACAGAUGGACCAGGUGGGACGGGUCAGUACACCCACAAAGUCUACCAUAUUGGCAUGCACAUUCCCAGCUGGUUCCGCUCCAUCCUGCCCAAAGCAGCACUGCGGGUUGAAGAGGAAUCCUGGAAUGCCUACCCUUACACCCGAACCAGAUACACUUGUCCCUUCGUAGAGAAGUUCUCCAUUGAUAUUGAGACCUACUACAAACCCGACACAGGCAAUCAAGCAGACGUCUUUAACUUGUCCACAGCAGACAAGAGACAGAGGACAAUUGACCCGAUCGACAUAGUGGCAGAUCCCAUCCCCCCACAUGAGUACAAGGCAGAGGAAGACCCAAGGCUUUACAAGUCGGUCAAGACUCAGAGGGGCCCCCUGCGAGAUGACUGGAUAGAGGAAUACAACAACAACCCAGGAAAGACGCCCAUCAUGUGUGCCUACAAACUUUGUAAGGUGGAGUUCCGUUACUGGGGCAUGCAGUCCAAGAUUGAACGCUUCAUUCAUGAUGUCGGACUCAGGAAGGUAAUGGUGCGUGCCCACCGGCAGGCCUGGUGCUGGCAGGAUGAGUGGUACGGUCUGACCAUCGAGGACAUCAGGCAGCUGGAGCUAGAAACCCAGCUGGCCUUGGCCAGGAAGAUGGCCCAGUUUUGUCAGGCCGAGGAGGCCGCCGAAGCCAACGGUGGCGCUCCGUCUCCGGACAAAGACCAGGAGGUUAAAGAGGCCAUCAGCUCUAUUGAAGCAGAGGAAGUGGUUGCCAGAACAGGAGUAGAAACCCUUCAACCGCGAGGUGUACUCACCAAGCAGUGGUCCACCUCGUCUCGAUCGUCCCGCUCAUCUAAGAGAGGAGUGAGCCCGUCACGUCACAGCAUCUCGGAGUGGAGGAUGCAGAGCAUAGCGCGGGACUCGGAGGACAGCUCGGACGAGGAGUUUUUCGACGCUCACGAGGACCUCUCAGAUGGUGAAGAGGUUUUCCCAAAAGAAAUAGCCAAGUGGAACUCAAAUGACCUCAUGGACAAGAUUGAAGCCGCAGACACGGAGGAAACUCCUGAUGAAACCUUUAAGGAAAUGGUCGUAGAUUAUGAAAGAUCAGCGAGUGAAGACAGACUAGAUGAGGAGAGCUCGUCCCAGCGGUGCCUGCAGCCGUCCAAGAUUCACGUGCUGAUCCUGGUCCUGCACGGAGGGAACAUCCUGGACACGGGCGGCGGGGACCAGAACAGCAAGCAGGCCGACGUCAACACGAUAAGCACGGCUUUUGACACGGUCAUGCGCGUUCACUACCCCGCCGCGCUGGGACGCAUCGCCAUCCGCUUGGUGCCCUGCCCUGCCAUCUGCGCCGAGGCCUUCUCUCUGGUGUCCAACUUGAGCCCUUAUAGCUAUGAUGAAGGCUGCCUGUCCAGCAGUCAGGACCACAUCCCGCUUGCAGCUCUGCCUCUUCUGGCCACCUCAUCUCCGCAGUACCAGGAAGCCGUGGCCACUGUUAUCAUUCGAGCCAACCAGGUGUACGCCGACUUUAUUAAGUCUCUGGACGGGGCCGCCUUCUCUGGCCAGGUAUGCCUGAUUGGAGACUGCGUGGGAGGAAUUUUAGGGUUUGAUGCCCUGUGCAACAGCUGUCCCACAGUCAAUGAAAGCCAAAACAGCAGCCGAAGGGGCAGCGUCAUCAGUGUGCAGGACCAGGACCUCCUCUCUCCUGGCAUCAUCAUAAACUGCGGACCUGGCUCAUCAUCCCCAACGUUGGAAGGCAGCCGCCACCUGAGUCGCAGUAACAUUGAUAUUCCUCGCACCAGUUCAGGCGACGAGACCAAGAGACAGCUGCCGCGCAAGAGAAGUGACUCCUCUACCUACGAACUGGACACCAUUAAACAGCACCAGGCUUUUUUGUCCAGUUUGCAUUCUAGCGUCUUGCGGAAUGACACCACCUCCCGCAGAUCGAGCAGCAGCACCAUGUUGGAUGGAUCCUCCCUGGGGAAAUUUGACUUUGAGGUGUCCGAUUUUUUCCUUUUUGGCUCUCCGCUGGGCUUGGUACUGGCCCUGAGGAAGACCGUCAUUCCAAUGUUGGAUGUGGCCCAGCUGAGGCCUGCGUGUCAGCAGGUCUACAACUUGUUCCACCCAGCUGAUCCCUCGGCCUCCCGUCUGGAGCCUCUGCUGGAGCGGAAGUUUCACCUUCUCCCUCCCUUCAGCGUACCCCGUUAUCAACGAUUUCCCCUGGGGGACGGAAACUCCGCCCUGCUGGUGGAGACAGUCCAGAGCAACGCUCAGCUGCUACUUGAUAGCGGACCCCCCCUGUCCUUCCGCUGUCAGGAGACCAUCAGUGAGACCUGCAUUCCUGUUCCUGUGCUAAACUGGCAGGAGAGCUCCCUCAAAGCCACACCCGUCGCUGUGGAGUCGGAUGUUGUUCAGUCUCAUGGUGGUGUCUUCAUGGACAGUUCGUACCCCUCAUCCCCUAUAACGGGCCCCCUCUCCCGGGGCCAACGGAGGGCCAGUGAGGUCAGCAUUGCCAGCCAGGUCUCAGGAAUGGCAGACAGUUUCACUGCCACCAACAUAGCCAACACCAAGUCAGAGCAGAUUAACCAAACCAGAAUGUCCAGUCUUUUGUCCCAACUUGCCCUAACGUCACAAAACAAAUUCUUCCUGAAAAGUCCUCCUAAGGCCCGUAAGAAAGCAGCGGCGGGCCAGGCUGCAGAUUCUCCCGAUGCAGAUCUAGUUAUGGAGCUGGAUGUUGAGGCAGACUCUAGCGACAGUCUAAGUCCCACCUCGCAGUACGCGAACAUCCCGUCAGCCGGGCUGGAUUCUGCUAUAUGUGAUCUGGUCUCUCUGGACUCCCAAGCUGAAGUUGAGCAAGUUGCAGCACGUUGGUGGGGUACAAAGCGGCUGGACUUUGCCCUGUACUGCCCCGACGCUCUGACUGCUUUCCCCACCGUUGCUUUGCCGCAUCUCUUUCACGCGUCCUACUGGGAAUCCACUGAUGUGGUGUCUUUUCUCCUGAGGCAGGUCAUGCGGCACGAAAACUCCAGCAUUCUGGAGCUCGAUGGGAAAGAAGUGUCUGAAUUUACUCCCUCUAAACCGCGAGAGAAGUGGCUCCGUAAGAGGACUCAUGUCAAGAUCAGGAACGUGACGGCCAACCACCGUGUGAACGACGCCGUGUUCACUGAAGGCGACUCGCAGGUCAUAACGGGUCGCUUCAUGUACGGACCUCUGGACAUGGUGACUUUGGCCGGGGAGAAGGUCGACCUCCACAUCAUGACGCAGCCUCCCUCAGGAGAAUGGGUGUACUUCAGCACAGAGGUGACGAACAGCAGCGGUCGGGUGUCUUUUAACGUCUCCGAGGACAAGCGCCUGGGCAUCGGAGUCUAUCCUGUGAAAAUGGUCGUCAGAGGUGACCACACAUUUGCAGACAGCUACCUGACCGUCGUUCCACGUGGCACAGAGUUUGUAGUGUUCAGCAUCGACGGUUCGUUUGCUGCCAGCGUGUCCAUCAUGGGCAGCGACCCUAAAGUGCGAGCAGGAGCCGUGGACGUCGUCAGACACUGGCAGGAUUUAGGCUACUUGAUCAUUUACGUGACSGGACGUCCAGACAUGCAGAAGCAGCGGGUGGUGGCCUGGUUGUCUCAGCACAACUUCCCGCACGGCAUCGUCUCCUUCUGCGACGGCCUGGUCCACGACCCGCUCAGACACAAGGCUAACUUCCUCAAGACUCUGACAGAGGCAAAUAUGAAGAUUUUUGCUGGAUAUGGGUCAACCAAAGAUAUCUCUGUCUACACCUCAAUUGGCCUUCCUCCUUCUCAAAUCUUCAUCGUCGGCAGACCCUCCAAGAAGAUGCAGAGCCAGUGUCAGUUCAUCAUCGAGGGAUAUGCAGCUCACCUGUCCCAGCUGGAGUACAACCACCGUUCUCGGCCAGCCAAGUCCAGCAGCGCCCGCAUGGUCCUCCGCAAGGGAAGCUUUGGCUUAGGAGCCAACAGCGACUUCCUGAGAAAAAGGAACCACCUGCUGCGCACCAUCUCCUCCCAGCCGGCCCCCAGCUCCCCGACAGGCAACGUCCACAACAAACCCGAGCGCACGCAGAGCCAGUCGGACAGCGAGCGGCUGGAGCGCGAGCGGCUGGAGCGGUUCCAUGUCCACGGCCAGGGAGCGGCUCAGCGCAGCAUGAGCAUCACGGCCAGCUGCUGGGGCCGCAGCAGCAGCACCAAGCUGGAACCUGGUGUUUUUAGCCCAAAGCGAGACUUUUAARGACUCAACAAAGGCGGCGCAGAAAAGACGUGGAGAAACUGCAGGUUCGCACCGCCGCAAAGAAAUCUGGUGCUACAAAGCGCUACUUAUGAAGUGAACACCAGUCUCAUUUAACCCAUAUAUUUAAGGWCAGGCUCAUGUCAAAACAGACAUUUCAAGAACCGUCCCUUUGCUCCAAACUAUGUACGCAACUAGAAAAGAAAUCCUACUGUAGAGAUCCAGACUGUUUUUUUUUUCCUGUUCAGUGAGUAUUUUACAGUCUUGAAUAUAAGGUCAACACUGUAGAGACGGUUACGCAUUAUUCACCUCCCUGCAGUAACCUGCAGUUCACAAGAAAAGGUGUUGAAUAAUAUUACAGUUCAAGCACAACAAUACAAAUUUGAGAGUCAGAUGAUAUUAGACAGAGUGCUUAUUUCCUUCCUUCCUCUGUUUUGUUUUAAACCAAAAGAGUGAUUGUCAUUUAUCAACCAUUCAGAAAAGAAAUUUGUAAAACAAAUUCUCUAAAAUUUACCAACAGCAAAGACAAGCUAUUCAGUUUUAAAAGUCAAGAUUUUCAGGACGUUUUCAGCUCCGAGACACACAGACUCUGCUGUGUAUCACACGAAGCRAAGUCUGAACUGACCCUUUAACUAUUACUGCAGCUGAAACUGUUUUUUGUUGUUGUUAAAUAGCAUUUUACCACCUACUGUAUGACUCAACCAUAAGGUAAACUAUGACUGUACAGUUUAGGUGCCAAAGUAAACGGUAUAGAUGGAGCCGAGAGGAAACCACUGAGGUCUGGUGUGUAAAAAUGAAAGAGAUUGUGUAAGUAUGUAGUUAAAUGCCCGCCUGAGGCUUGUACAUAAUUAAUAUAUAACAGUGCAGAUCUGGUAUCUGGUCCACUGAAGACUCUUUUAAAGGGUCUUCUAUACUCUGGGGGUGAACACCAACUCAUUCAGGAUAUAUUUUAUUUAUUGACGAUGACACUUGUUGCUAUUUAAUAUUAUAGCUAUCUUAAAAUUCAUUGAUUUUUGUGAACAAAAAAAGUGUUAAAUUACUUUUAUGUUUUUUUCUCAUUGAACUUGAGUUGCGGCAGCCAAAAAAUACAGAAGUUUUUUUUUUUGUUUGUUUGUUUGUUUGCCUGGCACAGUAUUGUAUUUUAAAUUUUAUUUUAUUUUCCAGAUUCACCAGAGUUGUAUCCGAACUUGUGUCAUAUAUUGUAUGUUUGAUAUUAGCCAUUUUGGAAAAUUUGAUAUUUUGGCUUCUUUCUGGUUAUUACUGAGCUGUAAAUGAGGCAUUGAAUGUGCUCUUAAAUAUCCCUCCAUAGGUGACUGUCUCUUUCUUUAUGUUGCGCCUUUUAGAGGACGACUGUGUGCAAAAUGUAAAUUCUGUAUGAUAACGUUGUUGAAAUUAGACCAACAGCUGAGAAUCGCUUUAUGUUAACUGUUAGUUUCUCAAAYUGGUCAAAUUUGAUGAUUUUUUUUUUCACAAUAUUCAAUCGACAGUUAUUUAUCCCUAUAACAGGCACGCUAAAAGCUGACUGCAGUGGACCAAUAUUGGCGAAAUGUAAAAGGGGAAAUGUGCAAUAUUACUCAGCAGCACCACCAGAUCAAACAGGCCACUUAAGGAAACGCCGCUGUGCACUGACAAUCAGUCGAACUGCAGACGUCUACAGGUGCACAUUUCACAAAAUGGAGAUUUCUCACAAUAAAGUGGCACUGACCUAAUGUGUGCAAUCACAGGCUUA
Messenger RNA from Austrofundulus limnaeus, 6109 nucleotides. RefSeq names its product phosphatidylinositol transfer protein, membrane-associated 2 (gene pitpnm2). The record is from RefSeq and is a predicted model, not a curated record. Gene Ontology annotation, cellular component: cytoplasm. Gene Ontology annotation, biological process: phospholipid transport. NCBI's taxonomy places the organism in Eukaryota, Metazoa, Chordata, Actinopteri, Cyprinodontiformes, Rivulidae. Gene Ontology annotation, molecular function: phosphatidylcholine binding; phosphatidylinositol transfer activity; phosphatidylcholine intramembrane carrier activity.